Molecule: messenger RNA, 3421 nt
Organism: Mizuhopecten yessoensis (Yesso scallop)
Lineage: Eukaryota; Metazoa; Mollusca; Bivalvia; Pectinida; Pectinidae
Product: HAUS augmin-like complex subunit 3
Exons: 14
Coding region: 266-2101 (611 amino acids)
Biological process (GO): centrosome cycle; spindle assembly
Cellular component (GO): centrosome; HAUS complex; mitotic spindle
Source: RefSeq, a predicted model, not a curated record
UUUUAUUGUGACCAAUCAAAAUUGGUAAACGUGACUGCCGCGGGAGCAUCAAAUGCAAGAUUUUGCAGAGCUCAUAACUUUUCUUAAAACUUUCAUAUUGCCAGCAUGUUUGAGUCAAAUAUCGUAACAUUUAAUCUUUGCAGCAAUUAUUCCACGUACUCGGGAGCUAUACAACGGUCCCGUUGAAUCAUGACAGAAACCCUUGACAAGGAGGUGGAUUGAUUGCAAAUCUUAAGGAAGUGCUCAAGAUCUUUAGGAGGUAAUCAUGAGUGGACGCCAGUUUGUUGACACGCUAGUCCAGCUUGGCUAUCCCAAAGCUGAGAGCCUGGAUCCCCAAAGCUUUGAAUGGAUGUUUGAGGGGGACGGGGUGGUCUCCUUCCUCGACUGGUUCUGUAAUAAUGUCGGCACUACCAACAUACUCCAUCCUAAAGACAUACAGGAGUAUGAAAAACUGAGAGAUUCUGAGGAGGGUGUUUUACAGGGGAGUCAAUUAGAGGAGGCUUUACGAUCUGUCACAGUCGGGGAGGAGGAGGAUCUCACGGACGAUCAGCUGAGGAAAGUUAUAAGUCAAGCUGAACACGAUCUUGAGGUAAAGAAGAAGAGAAAGCAAGUUCUCAUUCAGAAGAGGAAUAAACUUAGUUUACAUCAGACAAGUCUUAGUCAUCGACUGUCCAAGGUCAGGAGUACAGAGGUCAAGGUCAAAUCACAGUUCAAACACCACAAGGAACAGUGCCGAACAGAUAAUACACAGAUGAAUGCCAACUUGGAGAAUUUGGUGCGGUCUGUCGAGGAGCUCCACAAUCUGUACAAGUGUGAUGGAAAGAAUAACGCGCCCAACUUCCUGUCCCAGCUUUCCCUCGAUGAAUAUGCGGAGGUAGAGGAGAAGUUCUCACAGGAACUAACAACUUUCACCAAAAAGCGGUUCUUUGAGGGUAUAUCUGAGAUAGCUGGUGAAGAGGAAGAAGUGUCAAGGUACCAGAUCUUGGAGAUCAGUGACCCUGACAGUCUGUUGAUCCGUGGAGAACGACAAGAAGUCAACCUCAGCGAGUGUAAGGAGCUGGCACGGAUACAGGACCUAUAUCCCAAGAGCGAGUCCAAAAGAAUUGAUGCCCUGAUGAAGAACAGAAUUGCAAGUCAGUGUCUGAAAUGUGCAGAGAAUUUGCUACAUUCCAUUCAAGCAGGACAGUUUGGAACCAACAUUCAUGAUAUUAAUAAGCAAUGUCAAGAGAGACGAGAGAGUGUGAGUCAGGUUGAUCGUGACCUUUACAAGCUCCGAGAGACUGACAUCCCGUCCCUUAUCAUGGAGAGUACAUCCUCCCAGGUGGCCAGGAUACUGACUGGUGACUACAACCUUAAACUGAGUCGACAGGACUACUUUGUGUCCAACCAGGACCAGGUGAUUAGUGAGCUGGUGAAACAGCGGUCAAGGAAUGAGUUCUUAACGAUGGCAUUUGAGGUGGAGACUCAAGGUCACCGUGACACACAUCGCCUGCUGACAGCCAUCCAACAGCAGCUACAGACACAACUACAGUCAUGGUCUAGUCGAAUGUCAAUGAUGGAUGAACCAACCCUGAGUGUUGCAAAAUACCAGCGAGGGACUGUGGACUCCAGGGACAAGUUUACAACACGGCUCCACCACCUGUUGGGUGACAGGGGUGGUAAAGGAGCUGAUCAGCUGUUCCUCACCUUCAAUGGUCUGGUAGAAGGUGCACGUCAGCUGAAGUCUGAAAGUGAUGCAGCUCAGCACACACUCAUAUCUACAGCCGUUCGACAUGACAGCAGGCUUAACCUACUGGAGAGCAACCUUACGACCUGUCUUGACCUUGUGUAUGCCGGCUCUAGUACAACUAGCGGUCAGCCAACACUGACCCCUAGACAACUGCUGGACUCUAUGACUACCCUGGAAAACCUGAUCAAGAAACUAGAACAGUCCAUCAAAGAUGUGGUCAAGGAAUUAGAGAGCAAGAAACAGACCCUGAGGAAUGACCCCCUGCUUCAUAAAGAAAGAAAGAUGUUCUCUUACUUCUUCAAUACCCCAGCCCAUCUGAAACAGUUAUUUGAUGAACUCUCAUCUCAGCUCCAGGCACACAGAGUGAACUGAAGGAAAUCAACACAACAGUGAUAUGACAUUGUGCAGUUAUUUCUAAAAAGUAAACAAUGAAACAGAGUGUGCCUUUAAGGUAGACACAGAGGUGUAGCUGCCAUGUUUGUUAGCCAGCAUUUCAAGGGGUAAAGAUAACACAAUUAUUAAUGACAAAAUGGUUCUGUCAACAUAGUUUAUAGAAAUCAUGAUCAUCAAAUUUCAAACUUGUUGUGUGGUGUUGUCCAUGAACAACAUCUGAAUCACGUUUCUUUUUACUCCCAAAUGAAGUAUUUUGAACUUGUCAUGAUGAUGAAAGGAGAUACGACAGUAGACUUCAUGGAUGCAAGGACUUCAGAUCAUGGUAACAUUAGUGGAUUGGUGCAAAGCAUUGGGUCAGUUCAUCGAGGCAUUCAACAGAAAUGUCUGAUACUGAUUUAGAUAAACAAUUGAAACAAGAAUGAACAAUUUGAGACUUUCUUGAUUGAAAAACAUUUUUUUGUGAUAUUCAACUGUAUUUAAUAUGUAUAACUGUUUAAUUGUUUCUGAGAAUAUCAUUGUAUAUGUGCUAUUCCACUUGUUAGGCCUUCCAGGUUAAUGAUAAACUCACUUUUAUUUAAUCAUUAGUUGUUCAUAAUUACAUGUAUGUUAUGUAAUGUAUAAACCAUUUAUGUAAGGAUUAGAUAUUCCUGAAAAAUGGAAAUUAUUAUGAAGUUGAUGAAAAGGUUGCAAUAAAUGUCUAGAUUAUCGGGAAAUUCAAUGACAAAAAAUUAUACGGUUAUUGUCUAUUGCUUAAUCUGAUUAAAUCCCGUUGUUAAAUCCACAAUAACCAAAGAGUCUUGUAGUGCAUCUUAAGUUUUACUUUCAAUCACAUCGUUGAUGUACCAAUUCUAUGAACACGAGACCAACACUUUAUUUUGACAGGUAAGCAUAUGAUCAUUUUGGAUGGGGAUCCAUUUCAGCUGUAAGAAUCUGUCCUCAACUUUAGGAGAAUCAUUUCAUUCUAGGAAACCAGGUUAGAUAUGUUUAAUUCUUUAAAACAACAUUAUCUUAAGAACCAUAAGGCUUAGAGUCAUGAUAUUUAACAAGUAGUUAUAUAGUGGUGAUGAAAAUGAAGGGCUACUUUUUAAGUUUUGUUCUUUUGUCCGAUACAAUUCCCAGCAUGACUGAUUAAGCCCAUGGACUUCUUGCGAUGUGAACAAGGUCAAAUUAUCCUGUUCAAUACCAAACUUUUGGUAAGCAAUCUUGUCAUGUCAUAUUCAAAUGUCAACACUUCUUAUUGGUAUCAGCAAAUAAGGCGUGCAAAACUCCAUUGUUCCCCAUGUUUAUGAACAAGAGGCC